CCGGCCAGGAGGGUCUGAGGGUCUGUCUUUCUCUCUUUCGCUCUUUUCUUUCUCCCCUCUGGUGUCUGUCUUUUCUGUUCCGAUCCUAAUUCUGUGGUGGUUCUUGCUUUCUUUGCUACUACUGCUGCUGAGCGCGUUUGUCCAACCCCGCAUACUACCCAAGAGCUGCUCCCUCACACCACACCCACCAUGCGUAUACCUCUCCUCCUCAUCCUCCUGCUCCAGACCCUCGCGGUCUCCAGCGUGGGCAUCAGUCUCCCACCCCCUCCCCACGACCCUCCACCCACCGACCACGCCGCCCAAUUUCCCUGGAAAUCCCAGCGGGCCACCGCGGCCGACCACACCACCAAAACCCAACUCUACGCCCUCGCCGCCCAACAGCAACAGCAGCAACCGCACUUCGCCCACUACCUGCAACACUACCUGGGUAACACCGGGACGGACGCCGACAUCUCGCCGGACGAGCUGCUGGCCGCGCUACCCCGCUUCUACGAGGAGGUGCAAACGCUGGUGACCUUCAAGGCACGCCUGGCCGCCCAGGAUCUGGUCGCGGGCAGGCGCCCCACCGUCCUCUUCAGCAGCUUCUGGCACGAAUACGCCACCACCAGCGAGGAAGGCUGGGAUUGGUUCCUCGCGCUGGACCGUUUCCUGUACAGUGUCACGGGCGCGGUGCAGCUGACCGCGGACAGCAGUGCGGACCCCAAAGUGCAGUUUCGGGUGGAUGUGCUGCGCCCGUUUGAUUUUUCGGCCGGCCGAGAGAUCGUGCUCGGUCGAUAUGAGUAUCGCGAUGCGCAGCUGGUCGACUUGCAGGUCAAGGGGCUGGCGCGGGAGUUUGUGAUUCGAGGGUCGAGCCAGGGGUAUUACCUGGAGCAGCAGCAGCAGGAACAGCGGCAACAGGAGGAGGGAGAGGACAGCACGGUAUCCGUAAACCCAUAGAGCAAGAUAUACCCCCUUGAUCCACG
Messenger RNA from Aspergillus brunneoviolaceus CBS 621.78, 962 nucleotides. RefSeq lists its product as uncharacterized. Bases 190 to 936 code for a protein of 248 amino acids. The transcript has a single exon. The record is from RefSeq and is a predicted model, not a curated record. NCBI's taxonomy places the organism in Eukaryota, Fungi, Ascomycota, Eurotiomycetes, Eurotiales, Aspergillaceae.